AACCGUUAAAUCCGUGCAUCCGAACAAAGAACAAAGCUGAACAAAGGAAACGAGGCCUCCAGCCUCAAGGAAACAAGAAAGUUUAUAAUUUUAUGAAUAAUAUAAAUACGUAUAUUUCUGGACACAAGUGUACGUCAGUAGAACUCAGCUCUAGUGUAAAAUGAUGCUUGGAAGGAAAAGGAGAAGUCGGAGAUCUAUUCAAGAUUCUUCCGACUCUUUGUCCGACAGAACUGAAAAUCCACCGGCAAUUGCAAGCAGUUCUGAAGAACAGACUUCAAGUUUAUCUUCUCAACAAUCGCUUGUCGAUUAUUCGCCAAGACAUUCACAGCCAUCAAAAUUGUCAACGAGGAAGAACACACUUGAGAAAUCAAAGUCACGUAACGCACGUUCCUCUAGAAGAUUAUACGUUGAUUCAACUUCUUCAACGCCUGACACUGUUCAAGAAAAUCAGAUUCAUUUACGUAUUUUAGAUGAAAAAACCAAUAUUUACCAUUACGUGAAAAAUGGUACACCGAUUAAUGAAAUUGUAAACGAAUGGAUUCAAGAAUACAAGUUGAAUAAAAAAGAUGCUGUCCUAUUGUUAAUACAAUUUAUUAUGGAUUCAAUUGGCUGCAAAAAGUUUGUUACACAUGAAAUGUAUGAUAAUCCACGAUUAAUGAAAAUCAUUGAUGAAGAAUUUUGCUUUACUGAGGAUGGAAAGUAUCAUUUAUUAAGAUACACUUUUGAGUGGAAAGAAUUUUGCGACAAUUUCUCACAAUUUAUGCAUAUUUUAAUUGAGGAGUGUUAUAAGAGUGAGAUAAUUUAUGAUGCUUAUUUUAUCGACAAAUUUAUACAUUUUUUGAUUAAAUCGUCUGGAUCGCAUUUUCAAGGAUUAAGACACACAACAACACUUGCAGCUCUAAAAAUCAUUUCCAGUUUGAUAAAAAUAUUGAAAUCCUUAAGACGCUCCUCAAGUGAUAUUUCUCAAUCUGAGUCCGAUGUUGAAAAUAGUCGAAUAAUACAUGAACUAAUAGUUAAAUUAAUAGAUAAAGUUUUUGCUUUGAGAUUUGUCGACAGCAUUGCUAAAAUUCGAUCAAUUUGCAUGCAAGAACUCGACUUUUGGUUUCAAGCAAUACCCGAGUUAUUUGUUAAGGACGACUUUCUCAAAUACAUUGGACGCUCAAUUUCUGAUGGUGAUCCAGAAGUGAGAUUAAUAUGUCUCGAAAUUUUGCAACCUUUGUAUAAUGCAAAUGAUAUGAAGGAAAAGUUGCAUGAUUUCAAUAAGAAAUUCAAGGAGAGAUUGGUUUACAUGACACUUGAUGUAAAUUUCGAUGUUGGCGUUUUAGCAAUGAAAAUUGUUAUAGAAAUUCUGAAGAAAGAUCGCCAAGUUCUGAGUAUUGCAAAUUAUGAAUAUAUUUUUAAACUUGUGUUUGAAAGACAUCAGCCACUCGCUCGAUUGGCUGGCAAGUUUCUUCAGAUUUAUAUUUCCAACUCAUCAAGUUCAGACAAUGAUAGCAUGACGUCGGAUGCAUCUACAAAUACGACACUUAUUCGAGACUUGGUAGUAUUUUUCCACGAAGCAGAUACUCCCCAAUUUGCUGAUUUAUUUGUAGAUGCUAUGAUCGAUGAAGGUGAAGUAUUGAAAGAUUGGAAUUUAAUGACUAAUUUGUUGCUUGAAGAUGAAAUAUCUUUGGAUAAAGAUGUGGUUACUACCUUUGUGGUUAUUAUGGUUUCUUCUAUCAAGCAAGCAGCUACAGGUGAACUUCCAAUUUAUCGAGAAUCAACACAAAAAGUAACGGCGAGUGUAAAGAAACAAAUUAAAAAUGAUCAGGAAAUAAUCACUAAACAUUUCAUUGAAAUUUUACCGGAUUUGAUUGUUAAAUACAAACAAGAUUUUGGAAUUCUCGCUCAGCUUCUUUUGAUUCCGAAAUAUUUUGACUUGAACAUUUACACGAAAUUUAGGAAACAAGAACAACUUGAUUUAUUAUUAGUCGAAAUUCAAGCGUUAAUAGAAACGACUGAGGAUUUGGAAGUACUGAAAAAUGCCAUUCAAGUUCUUUACAACUUGUGCACUGAAGGAUAUGCUAUAUUCAACAGCUGUGAUACAGUACGUUCGAGAAUAAUUGACGGAAUUAUUCAGACGUACAAGAAAAAUGUUGAAGACUUAUCAAUCGCGAAUGCAAGUGGCGAUAGUAGUGCCGAAAGUUUCUCAAAGAUUACAGAGGAUCUCAAAAAAAUAGCUUAUUUCUACACUUCAUUUGAUCUGAAUUCUUGGGAAAUUUGGGAUUCGCUUUUGAAUCAUAUUGUAGAUGCUUUAUCGAUAAAAUCGGAGAAAUCGAUACCUGUUGAAGCUGUAAAGUAUUGUCUAAUGGCACUGCAUAAUUCGAUUUUAUAUGAUCGACGUCACAUGAAAGAUUGGAUCGAUUCUGAUUCUCAAAUUGAAGACCGAUGUAAUCUUCUUCGCGAGCAUCUGGACACAUACAUGGCGAUGAUGAUUGACCUUAUAACUGAGGAAAAUGUAAAAACGCCUGUGGAUAUGAUUUUAAAGAAUCACUCUCACUCAUCCUUUUGCGAUUUGUCACUUAUUUUUUCUGAUCAAUUAAAAUCGCAUCCCAAUCCUCUGAUGCAUUCAUUGGUAUACGAAAUAGAUUCAAGAGCAGAAAAAGCAAUCUAUGUAUUUUUAUUGGAAAAUGUAUUCAUUCGUGAUGAAACUAAAAACAGAACGGAUGACCCAUCCAUCUCAAUAGAGCGCUUAAAUAAAAGACGAAAAUUCCUGGCAAAUUAUUGUAAACUUAUUACUUACAAUAUAAUACCAACAAAAUCGGCUUCACACAUGUUUACAUACUAUGAUGUAUUCAACAAAGAAUAUGGAGAUUUAUUUAAAGACACGUUAACUGCAGCGAUGAAUAUCAGUAGAGUAAAUUGUGCUUUAACAAUUCUUCACUCUUUGAUGAUUCUUUUCAAUGAAUUAAAAGAUGAGGAUGGCCUGGUUAAUAGUCACAGUAGAAAAUUCACUAAAGUACAGGAGUUGGCGAAGAAAUUUGUAGCACUAUUUGGAACGAGUGUUGAAAAAAAUAAGGAAGCUAUGGUUGCGUUGCAUCGAGCUGGAAUUAAGUUUAGUUUCGUAUUACUGGAAGGUGAAACGAUUGAUCUCUCUACACCGUCGUCAAAUCUUUCUUUUCUUAAAAUUCUUUCUGAAUUUGCAAACAAACUCACGGCGGAGGAUAAAAUUACCAUGGUGGAAUUUCUCGAUAAGGAACUUGAUUGGGAUAUUAAGUUUUUAAAGACUGAAAAGUGGUCGCCUUUGAAACAUUACCGAGGAUUGUUGGACCAGGGUAAAACGAAAGAAGCCGGGAAAAGAGACAAGAAUUCCGGGUCGAAGAAACAAGCAAAUCGAAAAUCUAGUACACCAGCAAGGAAAGAACCAUUGAAUAUAACUAGAACAAGGGUUCCAAAGAAAACUGCUCCUGAAUAUUCUGCCCCAUUGACCGAAAUUUCCAAUUUGUCUUUAAACUUGUCACCCACGUCAACAAUAGAUAACGCUUCGAACCCAUCGACAUCGACAGCGUCAAAUCUUGCGACUACUUUAGAAAAUGAGCAUUCAGAAUUAAUGGAAUGCAGUCCCAUAGAAAGUGCUGAAGAUGAAUAUGUUUAAAAGACUAGUAACCAGUUUCGUAUCUAAAAUUCUGUGCAAUUUUAUUUUUAUUCAGUGUAUUACAGUUACACUUUAAAUUAGGGUAAUUAUUUUCCUAAAAUUUUUUUUUAAUAAUUUUACUCGUUUUUACUUGUUUACUUUGCGUUUUUGUUAUAUUUUAGUAAAGAAUAUUAAUGCAAUUUUUCAUAUUCGAUUUACACUUGCGAAUUCAAGGAACAGGUUAAAAUUUAUCUUAAUAAUGAUAAAUUAUACCUAAUAAUUUGUCUA
This is a messenger RNA of Leptopilina heterotoma, 3901 nucleotides long. Its product is annotated as cohesin subunit SA-2-like. The transcript is spliced from 19 exons. The coding region runs from base 161 to 3634 and encodes 1157 amino acids. Gene Ontology annotation, biological process: sister chromatid cohesion. Gene Ontology annotation, molecular function: chromatin binding. NCBI's taxonomy places the organism in Eukaryota, Metazoa, Arthropoda, Insecta, Hymenoptera, Figitidae. Gene Ontology annotation, cellular component: chromatin; cohesin complex; nucleus. The record is from RefSeq and is a predicted model, not a curated record.